UUGAAUGACCUUCGAGGAACAUAACGCUCACGACUUGAUAGCAGGAAAAGGAUCAACGUAACGAAUAAAAACGGGGAAGCCACAAUAAAAAUCGGAGGAACUGCAAACCUGUUCCUUAUCCACCCCCACUCGACCAGUUGUUUUAGUUAGCACGAGCAGGAAUAUAUAGCUCUUCGUAGAUCGUGUGCACAUUUCGGACGUACUUGUCGUACCUUAUACCUCAUCGGAUCGGUAGCACACAAAAAAAAAAAAAAAAAAUAAUAAUAAAUAAAUAAAAUAUGUUACUCAAUAGUUUAGUGAUUUCUUUUAUUCUUCUAUUAUUCGCUGUGACCAUGAUCAAUUGUGAUUUAGAUUUACAAAUGUUGCACGUGGUGUUCCGACAUGGCGAGAAAGUGCCUCAUAAAGAGGCUCAAAAUUAUCCUAACGAUCCUUACCGCGACUAUUCCUAUUAUCCAUUGGGAAAUGGAGAUUUGACAAACGAAGGUAAAUUACGCGAAUACAAAAUUGGAAAAAUGUUACGUGAACACUACAAUCAAUAUUUCGGACCAGAUUAUUGGCCAGAGAAGAUCUAUGCCCGAUCGACUUUCAUCCCAAGAACUCAGCUAUCUGUGCAGCUAGUUUUGGCUGGAUUAUUCCCACCCUCUGAGAAGCAAACCUGGAAUCCAGAUCUACCCUGGAUUCCGACGCACUCCUUCUUUGUACCCCAUAAGCACGACAAUCUCAUGUUUCCGUAUAAUUGUCCAAAGUAUAAGGAAGAAUAUAAUGAAUUCUUAAAAUCUAAUGAAGCUCAAAAUCUACUGGGUAAGUACAAGUAUGUGAUGAAUUACUUGACAGAGAGAAGUGGGAAAGUCAUCAAUACAACGUCCGAUAUUCUUCAUUUUUAUAAUUUAUUAAAAGAACAGGGAAAUCAAAACCUGACUCUUCCAAAAUGGACCGAAGCAGUUUAUCCUGCUCUACUAAAGGAGAUAGUUGCGCUUCAUUUUAAACUCAGAUCAUACACAAACACAUUGAAACGUUUGAACGGAGGUUUAUUAAUACGUAAAAUAGUGGAAGAUAUCAAGUUGUACAUAGCGGGUAGAUUAAAACCAUAUGAUAGGAAAGCGUUCUUUUUCUCGGGCCAUGAAAUGAACGUUGCUGCAGUUGUGAGAGCUUUAGAGUUGGACGAACCUAUUAUUCCUCUAUACGGUUCUACUAUUAUCCUGGAAACGUUGCGCGAUAAGAAAAAGAAUUAUUACAUUCGAGUUUUAUUUUGGUCUGGAGAACAACUUAAAUAUAAAACGAUUCCUGGUUGCACAGAGUUAUGUCCAUUAUAUGACUUUUUUGGUAUUGUAAAAGAUAUAAUACCAAACGAUGAUGAAUAUCAUUGUCAUCCUAAUGAAAUGACUAUGAAUGAACAAAUAAAUUCCUCAGCGUCGAAUUUAAUUACAGGAGAAAUCUGGUAUUACGUAUUUUCUAUUUUGCUCUUCACGAUUGUACAUUGAUAUUAUUAAUAUUUAUCAUUGAUUUUAUGGCAAUUAAUAUUAUUUGUAAAAUAUUAAUUAAAUCUUUCUCUUUUUAAAUUUAAAUAGAUAGCAAAACUAUUUGAAAAAUCAAAUAUUAAUGAUGUAAAAAUGAAUAAUUUUAGAUAAUAUAUACAAUAAUAUUUUAAUUUUUUAUGUAAAAAUUAUAUUUUGAAAUAUAUAUGCACACAAACAUAAUUUAACAUAAAUGUAGAUAAUUCUAAAACAAUUGUGCAAUUUAAAAAAUACAAUUCGUCGAUUACAGUCGAGACAAUGCCAAUAUUUCCAUAAGUGAAUAAAAUAGAAUGUUUGGCAGAUACGAAAUGAGAACAGAUUUUGCAAGUUGACAGAUUGAUUCUCCUAUUUCCAUCCAGGUUAAGAGUUCAAGAACCUUUAUAGAGUAAAUCUAGCAAAAUAUUUAUCAGUUUAGUACGAUAUUUUUGGUAGCAAUCGUAAUAGAAAUGCUUUGUUGUUAACGUAAGAUGAAAUUGACGAAUAUUAAAAUUAAAAUAUUUUGUGUAUUGUUUAUACAAUAGAAAUAAAUAAUAAUUUACACAUA
Messenger RNA from Apis cerana (Asiatic honeybee), 2058 nucleotides. Its product is annotated as venom acid phosphatase Acph-1. Gene Ontology annotation, molecular function: phosphatase activity. The record is from RefSeq and is a predicted model, not a curated record. NCBI's taxonomy places the organism in Eukaryota, Metazoa, Arthropoda, Insecta, Hymenoptera, Apidae. Gene Ontology annotation, biological process: dephosphorylation.